AUGAAUACCGAAAGAAAAAUAGGAGAAGAAGAAUUAAUAAAAUGGAUAAGAACAAUUUUAAACAGACCUGAUUUUGAAUUUAGUAAUUUAAAAGAUGGUGAUAUAUAUUUAGAACUUUUUGAAUAUAUAUGGCCAUAUGUUAUGAAAAAAUAUAAAAGUUGUAUUUAUAUUAAUCCUAUAAAUAAUAUAAAUAAAAAAAAAAAUUGGAAUUUAAUAAAAACUAUUUUAAAUAAUGUAAAUAUAGAUAUUAAUUUUAUUAAUUAUAAUGAAAUAUGUAAAAAUAAUUUUAUAGAAUGUUAUCAAUCCUUAAUUAUAUUAUAUUUUUUAUAUUUCCUUGUCAAAAAUAAGGAAUGUGAUUUUAUUUUAGCAUACCCAAUAAAUAAAGAACUAACUAAUUUUAUGUCUAGUGACAAACCAUUGAAAUGUUUAGUAAAUUCAAAAAGUGUAAAACUUUCUGACUCUUCCAUAAAAAAUAAACAACACUCCCCAAUAGAUAAUAUGAUAGACAACAAUAUGGAUCAUCUAUACACAAACCAUAUUAAUUAUUUAAAAGAAUUUAAUAAUAAAAAAGUAGAAAAAAUAAUUUUAAAUUCAAAUAUAUUUACAAAUAAUAAUGAAAGCCAAAUUAGUGAUAAUGCCAUUUCCAACCACAAUUUUAUGAACACUCAAAAUAGUGAAUUAACAAAAUCAUUUUAUUCAAAAGAGUUAAAAAAAAAAGUUGAAGAUUAUACAAGUCGACAAAAAAUAAAAGAAAAUUUUAUAACAAACCUAGAUCAUAAUUAUAUACACAAACCUAAACAAAAUAAUCCAUCCAAUGAUCAUUUAUUUUUUUAUAAUCCUUUAAAAGAUUUUGAGAAGAGUAGCACAAUAUCGAGUCCCUCUAGUUCUAGUGAAAAGAGUGAGGUCACUCCAAAAAAAUCUGGAAAAUAUUUUGAGCAUAAUGAAAAUGAUUCCAAACAAACAAAAGCCAGCAUAUUAUUAGACAAAAUAUAUUAUAAUGAAACAAAAGAAAAAGAAAAAAGAAUUAACCCUUUACACAAUUUUAACGAUAUAGACCAACUCCCUAAAAGCAACUUUUUUAAAUACUUUAAUAUUGGACAACAUAUAGAAGAGGGGAAUAAAAAUAGUAAUAUGAUUUUACAUAAUCUAGAACAACCCUUCCCAGCAUCUACCGAAUCAUCACCAUUAUCAAAAUGUUCAAAAUUUUCAGACUUGCCAAAGUUUUCAGACUUGUCAAAGUUUUCAAACUUGUCAAGGAUUGACAAUCUGGGAAAAGGAAAUAAACUUAACUUACCAUCUCACAAAAUGAAUAGCGGAGAACAAUUAAGUUGCAAAAUUGAUGCAUCUUCACAAACUAAUAAAAAUGGAAUUUCAAAUAAUUUAUUAACUACUGAUGAGAUGAAUAGCCUUGAAGUUGUGUGGGCAAACAAUAGCAAUUAUGAGGAUAAAGUACAAUCAUGCCAUUUUAUAGAGUACUUGAAAAGACAAAUAAAAAUAUACAAAAAGGAAUUAGAUAUAAAAACAAAUGAAUUAGAAUUAACAAAAAAAAUACAUGAAAAAGAAAUUAAAGAUAUUAAGGAAACACAUCAUGUAGAUUUAUUAAAUUUAAAAGAAAAACAUGAUAACGAAAUUUUAUAUUUAAAAAAUGAAAACAUAGAAAAAAUAAUUUCCAUAAAAAAAAAAUUCGAACAUAAAUUAAAUAAUAUAGAAGAUGAUUUACUUUUAGAUUUAGAUGUUCUUAUUUUUGAAAAUCACAAUAUUAUAGAUUCAUCUGAACAGGCUAAAAAAAGUUUACUUAAGACACAUAUUACAAAACAAAUAAAUGAAUUUCCCAUGCAUUCUAAUGUAGAAAACUGUUUCGAUAUAGACAACACAUUUGAUCAUAAUGAUGAACUAAAUAAAAACGAUAAAAAUGAAAAAGACAAUAAUAAUAUAGAAUCAAAAAAUUUACUUCUAAACUUUACAGGAAGUAAUGAAAAUGAAAUAAAAGAUUGCAAUGACAUUGUAAAGGUAAACAAAACUAUUCAAAAGUCUAUUAAAAAAAUAAAACAUUUAGUUAGAGAAAAAAAUAAAGAAAAUAAAAUAAAUAAUGAAUAUAUAAAUAAUCAAAUUGUAAACCUUAAAAAUAUUAUAAAAAAUAACCAUUUAGAAAAAAUAAAAAAUUAUAAUAAUAUAGAACAAAAUAAAGAAAUCUUUCAAGAACUUUUAAAUUAUAUCGAAGAAAUACUUACAAAAAAUAGUGAUUCAUUUUCUGAUAUAGAUAAAGAAGAAUCCUAUUUAAAACAAAUUAAAAAUACUUUAUAUAAUAUAAUAAAAAACAAAAAAAAUAAUAUAAAAAAUGAUGAUAUAUAUAAACUAUUAGAUAAAAGUAUUAUUACACGUCUUAUUAUUCAGAUAAUAUUCUUUCUCGUUAAAGAAAAUAUAAAAACACAACACAUAAAAUUGAAUGUGAUGAAAAGUAUGUCAUUAAAGGAGUAUGUACAUGUUGAGACAAGUCUGAAUAAAAAAAUUAAAUUAUCUGAAACUGUACAAAAUGUUGAAAAUGUUGAAAAACAGAAAGAUAAUAUCAAUUCUAAACAACUAAAUAGUCUAAGUAGUAACACUACUAUAUUACCAAGCAAUGAAAUAAUUAAAUAUGAAAAAGAAAUAGAAAAAUAUGAAAAAAUAAAAAAUUUAGAAAAAAAAAAUAAAAAAUUAUUAUCUAUUAAUGAAUAUUAUAAAAAGAAGUUAGAGCAUACUGAAAUAUGGAAAAAGUCCAUCGAAAAUUUAAAAAAAAAAUUCAUUAAUGAAAAAAAAGACACAAAUAUAGAGCCAUCACAGGGAAGAGCUAAAUCAGAUGAGACUGACAAAGACUGUGCUAGUCAGUUGAAUUGGGCAGAGUUUCCAAAAUUUUAUUUAAAAAUAUUUGAUGAGAGAAAUGAAAGUGAUGCUGAAUUAAUGUUUCUUUUAAAACAGUUAGAUAGAUGUGAUAAUGAACCAAUCGAAUUUAAUAUUUUUGAUAAUAAUACAACCGAAAUAUAUAACAAGAUUAAUAAAUUAGUUACCGAAAAAAAUGAAAUAGUUGAUAGUGAUAGUACUUUUUUAAAUAAGAACAAAAUAGAGAUAGACAAUUUAAAUGAAACUGAUAAUAUGAAUGUAUUAGAUUGGGAACAAAAUAGUUCUGAAAAAAUAAAAAAAAAACUAACUUAUUUAUUUUGGAAAAUGUUAGGAGAUAUAUAUAAAUAUAGAAAUAUUAUUGAAGAAGCAUUUAAUUAUGUUAAUAAUUUAAACAUAAAGUUUAAUCAUUAUGUUUUAGAAAAUGAAGAACGAUUUAAAACUUCAAGAAAUUAUUUUGAAAGUUUUAAUCAAAAAAAUAUAAAUUUAUACUUAUCUGAUAAAUAUAAAUUAAGAAAAACAAUAGCCAUAGAAAAAUUAAAUGCAAAUAUUUAUAAAGACAAAUAUAUAGAUCUGCUAAACAAAUGGGAAGCAGAACGAAAAAAAUAUUUUUUCCUUAUUAAUAGUUGUCAUGAAAAUGAAAGUGUAAAAUAUAAAUACACCAUUAACCAAUUGAAGAAUACUUAUUUUAAUUUAAAAAAAUAUCAAAUAAGAGAAAAAAAAUGGAACCAACUAGCCAAAUUGCUGGCGACCCAAAUUAAUGCACCCUCCACUCGGGUCGAGCACAUGAUUAAAGAUGUCUGGGUCGAAAUACUGGCUACAGAUAGUCUGGAAAAUGAGGCAGAAAAUGUGACCAAAAAUAGGACGGAGAAUGAGCCAAACUCUGCAUUGGUAAAAAACCAAACGAACCUACAAACAUUCCAUCGUACAGGAACUGAGGAAAAUGACGCCAACAACGACACCUAUUUGCUUUCUAUACUUGAAAAUGAAACACAAAAAGGAAAUUCACUAAAAGAUACAGAGACUCCAAUAAAGAAUAAAAUAAAAGGAACAAAAUUAGUUGCAUUACCUCAAAAAAUAACAAAUAAAAAUAAUGAUAAAACAAUUAAACAAAAAAACAAUUCUGAUCAAAUAAAUAGGAAUAAAAAUAAUAUAAUAAAUAAAAAAAAAACAUUUUCUAAAGUAAAAAAAUAUAAUGAACAAUUGAAUUUUUAUAAAUAUGACUUUAAUACUUGUCUACAAAAUAUUCAAAAUAAUAAAAUAUGGGAUUUAUCUUCUGAAAAUGAAGACAAUAGUUUAGACAUAUGUAGCGACAUAAAGCUAGCUAAUAUCGAACAUUGCUUAGAUAGCAUUUCUCUAAAUCAAAAUGAAAAUUUGGAUGUUUAUAAUAAUGAUGACAAUGUAAGCAAAACAGUUUAUGAAUCCAAUGAUUUGACUAGUUUGAGUGAUGAAAAAAAAGGAAAAAAAAAUAUAAUUUUUUUGCUAAGUAAAAUGGCAAAAGAAUCUUGCAUUAUGUUUCAAAACAUUUUAAAUAUAAAAGAAAAUGAAUUAAAAGAAAAAGAAGAUAAGAUUGUAAAUCUAGAACAACAAAUUUUAAAAUUGAAACAACAAAAUACUAAUGACUGCAACAAUUUUCAACGUUUAGAGGAUGAGCAAAAAAAUUGUGAAGACCAACUUAGCUUGUUAAAAGAUACUAUAAAAUAUUUAAAUAAUCAAAUUUUACUUUUAAAUAAAGAAAAAUUAUAUUUACAAAUUAAUUAUCUAGAAAAACAAAAAGAGUUAGAAAAUUUAAUAGCAAACUAUAAAAAUAUUUUUAAUCAGAUCAAGCAAAACAUUCAAAACUAUCCAUUUGUUUUAUAUUUAUUGGAAGUAUUAGAUGAAACAACAAGUUUGAAAAAUCAGACAAAUCCUCAAGAAGCUAAAGAUAGUGCAGAUAAAGGGGAUCCACAGUUUUCAUUCCAAACAAGUAAAAAUAAAAACGAAGAAAUGGGCUCCGAAAAAAUAAAAAACAACAUAAACAAUUCAAAUAUUGUAGUUAACUUUUCCAAUUUUACAAAUCCAAUUUUUGAUGAACAAAAUAAAAAUCUAACCAAUCCGACCCUAAACGAUUUAAUUAACGAUCCCUAUAAUUAUUAA
Messenger RNA from Plasmodium vinckei vinckei, 5010 nucleotides. Its product is annotated as calponin homology domain-containing protein, putative. NCBI's taxonomy places the organism in Eukaryota, Apicomplexa, Aconoidasida, Haemosporida, Plasmodiidae. The record is from RefSeq and is a predicted model, not a curated record. Bases 1 to 5010 code for a protein of 1669 amino acids. The transcript has a single exon. Gene Ontology annotation, molecular function: protein binding.